CUCUUUAGUUUAACUAACUGUAAAAUACAAGCUUUGGCUCUUACACUUUUAGAAUAUGAAAAUAUUUGUUCUUGGCUCUCUUACUUUCACACUCUUCAUUUUGUUAAAUUGAGAUUCUAAGUUCAUACUUUAAAGGAUGUAAAUAUUUUAAGCUAUUCUUUAAUGUUAUAUAAUUACAUAAAUCAAAGCGUUGUCUUAGCUGGACAUUACGCACUAUUCUGCGCUUGACAGGCUAUUAAACUCAUCCUUUUUUUUUUUUUUUUGUCUGCUUUGCCCACCCCUUUAUGGCCCUUCCUUCGUUCGCCCCGCUAUACGACUGGACAUGCCUUGCGCUUGUCUUUGUCAGUCUCUUUGACUUUGACUUCAGAGCUAGUCUUGUGCUCUGCUCGCUCCCAUCACUUGCAGUUGCAGUUGCCAGGCAUGUUUCUGUUGUUCUUGCUGUUGUUGUUGUUGUUGUUGUUGCCUUUUCGUUUUUUGCUUGCUGUUGUUGCGCUAUUUAUAGACGCGCUUCAUUAGUUUUUGUUGGCUUUGCCUUUGCCUUUGCCUUUAGCUUUAGCUUUGCGUGUGUACUCUUUACUCUUUAGCUCAGCUGUCAGAUGCGAACCUGACGCAGACUUUCAGUUUGAUUUCCAGUUGCUGCCGCGUCUACCUUUAUCUAUUCUUCUUUAGAAUGAUGUUCAUGCGUAUACUGGUGUAUAUCUAUGUAUGUAUGUGUAUAUAUAUAUGUGUGUGUGUGUUAGGCAAAUGGCGCAGUAACGCAAUAACUAAUAGCUCCAAUGCCUGAGAAAGCUGUGUUCUAUGCUUGGAAGCAAGUUUAUUCAUAUAGAUAUAUAUGAAUGUAUGUAUACAUGGAUAUCUUCAUCUGAAUACUUUGUUCACUCUUUUUGAGAAUAUGUGAGUGUAUUUGUUUAAUGCCAGAUUUGGGCUCUGGGACAUUAUUAUUUUUAGCUUGAUGUAGAUUAGAUACUUGGCAUAGACAUCUUUUAAUAGAGAUGUCGGCGAGACAUAAUUAAAGUUGUGUUUAGUUGUUAUAGAAAUGCAAACAAAGCUUUGCCAGCUAACUGUUUUUGAUGCAUGCGAUGAAUGCGUUGGCUUAGAAUAAUUAUUUUGAUAUAUAUUAGACAGGCUGAGUAAUUCACAGUAACAGAAGAUCUAUGACUUAUCUUGUUCUUAAUUUGAAUACAAAAAAUCAGCUUUACUAAUAGGUCUAAAUUUCUUGUCAGCUAGAUUAUUUGUGCGUCUCUACUAAUAUGCUUAAAUUUAGAAUAAAAUUUCCCUUGCCUUGUCAAGAUAUCGCCUGUUUGCUUUUAGAUAGUAGAAAGAAAAAAAAAAUAAUAAUAACGGACGGAAAACGCAUUUUUUAGUAUAUAUAAUUUAUAGGUCAACAUAUUUGUAUAACCUACAUAGUGCGAUAAGACUUCUAGUUUCAGAUAUGAAUUCAACAGGUCAGAAAAGGUCGAAAAUGUAGACUCGUCUGGUCUGUUUCUCAGAAUUUCAUUAGAGUCUGGUAGACUUUGCUCUUCAAGCUUUAAUGCAGGAGAGUGACGAAGAAUGACAAAUUGGCAAUUGGUAUUUACAUUAGUCAAAGUAUCGUAAUGCCUUGGUUAGCAGCAAGAAAUGGCAUAUCGAUACUUAUAUCGAGUCCUCGUGCAAGCAAGUGCAAUUUCAAUCUGUCAAGUACCAAUCGAUGCUUGAGAGCUUCCGGCGGUCAUUUUUCGACAUUCUGUGAGGAAAGAGAACGGAAGUCUGUUUGACGCGAACUAACCAUGUCUUUAUCCAAAGCAAUUACUUAUAAUCGCCAUAAUUGGGAAGAUUCGAGUUCUCCAAUUCUAUGCCCGUCGUGCUUGGGCGAGAAUCCGAACGUGCGCAUGAUUAAGGAGCGCUACGACAAGAAUUGCAAGAUUUGCACUCGGCCCUUCACUUGUUUUCGCUGGUGUCCGGGCAUGCAGAUGCGCUUCAAAAGGACGGAAAUAUGUCAGGCAUGCGCACGUAUGAAGAACGUGUGCCAGACAUGCGUGCUGGACCUGGUGUACGGGCUGCCCACGCAGGUGCGCGAUGUGGCCAUCAUGAAUGCCAACAAGAGUGCUGCGCGGGCUGCGAAAAAUAAAACGCUGAUCAAGUUGUCGCGCAUGGCGCCCUACAGGUCGCGCAUCUGCUCGUUUUGGCUGCGGGGCAAGUGCAGGCGCGCCGAGGGGUGCCCCUAUCGUCACGAGAAGCCCCACGAUCCGAAUGAAGUGCUCUACAGUCAGAAUAUCAGGGACCGCUACUAUGGCAACAACGAUCUCAUUGCCGAGAAGAUGCUGCAUCGCGUCGGCCUAAUGCCCAAGCUGGACGUGCCACUGGAUAAGACCAUUUCCACCCUCUACGUGGGCAACCUGUCCGAGCAGAUCUCUGAGGCGGAGCUGCUCAAUGUGUUCUAUCCGUAUGGCGAGAUUCGCUCCGUCACGCUGGUGCCGCGCCAGAGCUACGCCUUCGUCCAGUACUUCAAACGCAGCGACGCCGAACUGGCCGCCGAGCGCACCUUCAGCAAGCUGUCGCUGAAGGGCCGCAGGCUCAUCAUCAAGUGGGCCCGCACGCAGCAGAGGCCCUUCCCGCUCAACUUCAACAAGAAUCGCCGCUUUGCCGGGGAGGACCUCAGUUUUGGCAAUGGCGAGAUCUACAUCAUGCCGCCCGGCCUGAAGCUGCGCGACUUGCCACCCAGCCUAAUCCCGACCUCAGUCUACAAGCAAAUCGUGCAGAGAUAAAUCUUGCUGCCAAACUAUAACACUUUACACAUCUCUCAACACACCGAGAGAAACUCCAGUAAAUAUUAACCAAAUAAAUUAACAACAAUUCAAUUUUCGCUGCUUCGA
Molecule: messenger RNA, 2852 nt
Organism: Drosophila mojavensis
Lineage: Eukaryota; Metazoa; Arthropoda; Insecta; Diptera; Drosophilidae
Product: pre-mRNA-splicing factor RBM22
Exons: 1
Coding region: 1767-2744 (325 amino acids)
Cellular component (GO): U2-type catalytic step 1 spliceosome; Prp19 complex; U2-type catalytic step 2 spliceosome
Molecular function (GO): metal ion binding; U6 snRNA binding; pre-mRNA binding
Source: RefSeq, a predicted model, not a curated record